Entrophospora sp. SA101 is the source of this 435-nucleotide messenger RNA. The record is from the annotation of a GenBank genome assembly. NCBI's taxonomy places the organism in Eukaryota, Fungi, Glomeromycota, Glomeromycetes, Entrophosporales, Entrophosporaceae.
AUGUGGGAAGUGUGGAAUGAGUUGUUAUUGUUCAAGAGAACAUCAAAUAAAUCAUUGGAAUAUUGGAAAACACAAAAAUUAUUCCAAAAAAUACUAUUUCCUGAAUAUGAAAUUAUCACUGAACCAGAAGAAAUUGAUAAUGUUGAAGAAAAAAAUUUAUCAUAUUUAUCAUCGUCACCAAAAAAGGAUUCUAGUGAAGAAUUUGAUGAUAUUUAUGAAAAUAGUAAAGUUAAAGUUGAUAAAGCUUUUUUAAAAUUUCAAAAAAGAAUUCAAUUGUUUCCUAAACAAAUCUUAAGAUAUUCAAGGUUGCAUGAAGAUGAUAAAAACCCAGAUCCAUUAUGGGUAAGUGAUAAUGAUAAACCUGGUGAAGAUGAUAUUAUUAUACCAAAGUGUUCAAAUUGUGGACAAGAGAGAACAUUCGAAAUUCAUCUAUAG